AUGGUCCUACUAAAGAACGAUAACAGUGACGGCCGAGGCCUACCAUUAGGCAAGCCUCGGACCAUGUCUGUCUUUGGGGCGCACGCGGGCCCGAAUAUGGCUGGGCCGAACAUGGAAUUCAGUAUCGGGGGAUACCCGUCAGACUCCUAUGAUGGGCAUUGCGCAACGGGUGGUGGCUCAGGACAGGGGUCGUUUCCAUAUCUCAUCACACCGUUCAACUCUUUGAGCAAUCGAGCUGUUCAGGACGGUAGCAUGAUAUGGUGGAUUUUGAACAAUACUUAUACUGCGCCCAUAUCCCCAGGUAUCCCGGGCGGCGGCGGUGGCUUUCCAGGUGGUGGCGGCUUCCCAGGAGGUGGUGGAGGCGGCGGCAUUCCCGGAAUACCGGGCAACGGCAGUACGGGUUUUGCAGGCGGCGGCAUGGGUGGACUUGGAGGAGGGACAGCAAUGACACCAUCUAUUCCAAAUUACUCGCUCAAUUCCGAGGUUUGCCUGGCCUUUAUCAACUCAGCCUCUGGCGAAGGCUCCGAUCGCAAGGAGCUAUCCAACACGGAGCAGGAUGCCAUGAUCAACACGGUUGCGGCCAAUUGUAACAAUACUAUUGUUAUUGGCAACUUUGCCGGCCCUCGCGUCCUAGAGGCGUGGAUCGAACACCCGAAUAUUACCACCGUGCUCUAUUCGGGGCUUCUAGGACAGGAAAGUGGCAAUGCCAUCAUGGACGUGCUAUAUGGAGACGUGAACCCCAGUGGCAAGCUAUCACAUACUAUUGCCAAGAACGCAACUGACUAUCCGACCACGACUUGUAUGACAGCAGAAUGCGAUUUCAGCGAGGGCGUCUUUCUCGAUUAUCGAUAUUUUCAAUCCAAUAACGUUUCAGUACGGUACCCUUUUGGCCAUGGACUCAGUUAUACUUCGUUUUCCUACGGCGGCUUAUAUGUUACGAGUACUAAUGCGACUGCGUUGGCGUCCCGGAAUCCCAUGGGUGUGCUCACUCUGGGUGGCCAGGCUGAUUUGUUUGAUGAGAUUCUGGCCGUUAGUACGACCCUCCAAAACUCUGGGUCCGUGGCUGGCGCAGAGGUUGCUCAGCUGUAUAUAAGCUUCCCCGAGGAGGCUGGACAGCCAUUGCGCGUUUUACGCGGCUUUUAA
Pestalotiopsis fici W106-1 is the source of this 1143-nucleotide messenger RNA. RefSeq lists its product as uncharacterized. Gene Ontology annotation, molecular function: beta-glucosidase activity. The record is from RefSeq and is a predicted model, not a curated record. Bases 1 to 1143 code for a protein of 380 amino acids. Lineage: Eukaryota; Fungi; Ascomycota; Sordariomycetes; Amphisphaeriales; Sporocadaceae. Gene Ontology annotation, biological process: glucan catabolic process. The transcript is spliced from 2 exons.